AUGGGUUUGAGUGAAUACAUUGCCGUAGUGGUGUCUCUGUGUCUAGUAUCAGUCUCAAUAGUGAACCCUCAAGCUGUUCCAGGUGCACAACCUAUGCCUCCUGUAAUUCGUGAUGAAUGUCCUGAGAAUACAGUAUUUGUGUUGAGACUAUGUGUGUUGAAUUUGCUGAAUAUUACAGUGGGUGUACCACCCCCGACCACCGCCCCUUCCUGCUGCGCCCUCCUUACGCCGUUGCCUGUUGUCCAAGCACGAAUUUGCGUCGGCAAUGCCCUAAACCGUGCCGUCCCUGGCCUCCCCUUCAUCGUCUCUUUUGUCACAGAUACACUUCUUAAUAACUGUCCUUGA
Messenger RNA from Vigna unguiculata (cowpea), 345 nucleotides. Lineage: Eukaryota; Viridiplantae; Streptophyta; Magnoliopsida; Fabales; Fabaceae. The record is from RefSeq and is a predicted model, not a curated record.